AUGAAUCAAACUCAACCGAAAUUAGGAAAUGGAUCUUACAUUCCACCAAAUAAGCGGAAUAAUUCAGAAGGAUCAGAAGUGAGUCCACAAAAGAAAACGGCUGUUGAAAUAACGAGUGGAGUUGGAAGAAUUGAUAUUGGUGGAAGAAAAAAUGCGGAACCAGUUGUUGAUAUGAAGAAAAUCAAAGAAAACAAACCAAAAUCACCAAUUUUCAAACUUCAACCUCGUGUGCUUACAAAGUGAGUUUCUCUGUAAAUUUUUUGGGUUUGAAAUUGAUUUUUAUUGCAGACCGAAAGGACUCCCUAAUGAGAACGAAGAAAAGUCACAUUGUCACGUUGAUAUGAUCUACAAUAGGCUCAAAUGCAGUUUUGAAGAUGGAUUAUCAAAAUGGAUGUCGAAUUAUCAACAAUCCUUCAAUCAAUAUUUCAUUGGGUGCAUUCCAAACUUCAUUGAGCCUCAUCUUUUUGUUAAUACUAAAUUGACAAAAGAUGAUUAUAAUAUGUCAUGAAUUAUCAAAGAAUUGGAAUCGAAUCCAUUAUAUUUGGGCGCAACUUAUGGAUGUCAUCCACAUCAAGUCAAAAGGUAAGGUUUUUUUGAAAUAACAAUUUUUGAAAUGUUAAUUUUUUAGUUGGGCUGAUAAAGAGGUAUUCUGGGACACUUUGGAGAUUCUAUUACCUCAUAAAAGAUCGAAAUGUAUUGCUGUUGGAGAAUGUGGAAUCGAUCUUAACAAGUAAGUUUUACUCAUGAUAUUUUAUCAAAAAGGGAUAUAAAAUUUUGAUAAUUUUGCAGAUGUGAUUCACCACUGGAUCAACAAAGAUAUGCAUUUCGUCGACAAAUUCAACUAGCCUUCAAGUACGAUAAGGCUUUGGUGAUUCAUUGUAGAUCGGGUCCAAAUAGAGAUGCCGAAUCGGAAUGUCUUCAAAUUUUGGAAGAGGAAUUGAAUCGACCGGGACAACACUGAUAUUUGCGAAUUCAUCGACAUUGUUAUACGGAAAAUUGGGAGAAUGCCAAAAAAUGGAUUGAAACUUGCCCCAAUAUUGUAUUUGGUUACACACCAGCAGUCUUCAAUUUCACCGGAAGACAACUCGACGCAAUUCGAAAUAUUCCGCUGGAUCGAAUUAUUUUGGAAACCGAUGCACCGUAUUUCGUACCAUCGAUGUGCAAAGACGUUUUGCCACGCAUCAAUUUACCAGGAACCGGUGAGCGGCACUACAUUUGAGUUCUUUUUUUCAUCAAAAUCUAAUAUGUAUUUCAGCUGCAACUGUUGCACUUCAAAUCGCCAAAUACAAAAACAUUCCAGUCGGCGAAGUCAUGCGACACGCCCUUUUGAAUACCAGAAGGAUAUAUUCUUUAUAA
Caenorhabditis angaria is the source of this 1356-nucleotide messenger RNA. NCBI's taxonomy places the organism in Eukaryota, Metazoa, Nematoda, Chromadorea, Rhabditida, Rhabditidae. The record is from the annotation of a GenBank genome assembly.